Carya illinoinensis is the source of this 2546-nucleotide messenger RNA. Its product is annotated as endoglucanase 25-like. Gene Ontology annotation, molecular function: hydrolase activity, hydrolyzing O-glycosyl compounds. Gene Ontology annotation, biological process: carbohydrate metabolic process. Bases 336 to 2192 code for a protein of 618 amino acids. Lineage: Eukaryota; Viridiplantae; Streptophyta; Magnoliopsida; Fagales; Juglandaceae. The record is from RefSeq and is a predicted model, not a curated record. The transcript has 6 exons.
AGGUCAUCCGCAACCACCGAUCCUACAAUUUUUUAAUCUUAAAUUUCUGAAUACCCGUCGUACUCCUCACUCUUCCUUCUCCAAUAAAGGGUAAAGGGUGGGACUCUAUGCGUGUCUCUCCUUCAAUUUGUCCUUUUCCUUUCAAAUUGUGCUGUAACGCUACUGCUACGAUACCCCUAUGUCUGUCCAGAUAUUAUCGUGAUAUUUGUCUUAGAUCUGUAAACCUCAAUCCGCUCCUUCCUGAUCUUUUGUGCAUUCGGCGUGAAGCCGCUCUGGCAUUACUAAUAAUUGGGUGGGAAGCUAGCAACUUGGAAGGAAGCUAAAUCAAGCUAAGAAUGUACGGCAGGGAUCCGUGGGGUGGGCCCCUUGAGAUAAACGCCGCGGACUCGGCCACAGACGACGACCGGAGCCGUAAUCUGCAGGACGUGGACAGGGCGGCGCUGUCUCGGCCUCUCGACGAAACACAGCAGAGCUGGCUGCUGGGCCCCGGCGAGCAGAAGAAGAAGAAGUACGUGGAUCUGGGCUGCAUCAUCGUCAGCCGCAAGAUCUUCGUCUGGACUGUCGGCACGCUGCUUGUCUCUGCCUUCUUGGCUGGCUUCAUCACCCUAAUCGUCAAGACCGUACCACGCCACCGCCAUUCACAUCCUCCCCCUGACAACUACACCCUCGCCCUCCACAAGGCUCUCAUGUUCUUCAAUGUCCAACGAUCUGGGAAGUUGCCAAAGCAUAAUAACGUCUCAUGGAGAGGGAGCUCCUGUCUGGAUGAUGGCAAGUCCGAUACCGCCACCUUUUACAAAGAUCUGGUGGGUGGAUAUUAUGAUGCUGGAGAUGCUAUCAAGUUCAACUUCCCGGCCUCGUUUGCCAUGACCAUGUUGAGCUGGAGUGUAAUUGAAUACAGUGCCAAAUAUGAAGCUGCUGGGGAGCUCAACCAUGUUAAAGAGAUAAUAAAAUGGGGGACUGAUUACCUUCUCAAGACUUUCAACCAUUCCGCUGAUACCAUAGACAGUAUGGUUGCGCAGGUUGGGGUUGGAGAUACCUCUGGAGGGAGUACAACUCCUAAUGAUCAUUAUUGCUGGAUGCGUCCUGAGGACAUCGAUUAUAAACGACCUGUGUCUCCAUGUAGCACCUGCUCAGAUCUUGCUGCAGAAAUGGCUGCUGCUCUAGCUGCUGCAUCUAUCGUUUUCAAGGACAACAAGGCCUAUUCACAGAAACUCGUCCACGGUGCCCGAACACUCUUCAAGUUUUCAAGGGAUCGUAGGGGCAGAUACAGUGCAAGUGGAUCAGAAGCUGCGAUGUUUUACAAUUCCACUAGCUACUGGGAUGAGUUUGUAUGGGGUGGUGCUUGGUUGUACUAUGCAACUGGUAACUCCUCCUAUCUUCAGCUUGCCACCUCACCUGGUCUGGCCAAACAUGCUGGUGCUUUCUGGGGAGGCCCUGAUUAUGGUGUGCUGAGCUGGGACAACAAACUUGCUGGUGCUCAGGUUCUUCUAAGCCGUUUGCGGUUGUUCUUGAGCCCUGGGUAUCCAUAUGAGGAAAUUUUAAGGACAUUCCACAAUCAGACCAGCAUCAUUAUGUGUUCAUACCUUCCCAUUUUCACUAGCUUUAAUAGAACCAAAGGGGGUUUGAUUCAGUUAAACCAUGGAAGGCCUCAACCUCUUCAAUAUGUGGUGAAUGCAGCCUUUUUAGCUACGCUCUAUAGUGAUUAUCUCGAAGCUGCAGAUACACCUGGUUGGUAUUGUGGGCCCAAUUUCUAUUCAACCAAAGUAUUGCGUGAAUUUGCCAAAACACAGAUUGAUUACAUCCUUGGAAGAAACCCGCGCAAGAUGAGCUAUGUUGUGGGUUUUGGUAGUCAUUACCCAAGACACGCCCACCAUAGAGGUGCAUCUAUCCCUAAGAACAAGGUCAAGUAUAACUGUAAAGGAGGCUGGAAAUGGCGGGACAGUACGAAGCCAAACCCAAAUACAUUGGUUGGAGCUAUGGUUGCUGGCCCUGACAAGCAUGAUGGUUUCCAUGAUGUUCGUACAAACUACAAUUACACAGAACCGACUCUUGCUGGCAACGCAGGUUUAGUUGCCGCACUUGUGGCUUUGUCUGGUGAUGGGACUACUGGGAUUGACAAGAACACCAUCUUCUCUGCGGUUCCCCCCAUGUUUCCAACUCCGCCACCACCUCCGGCACCUUGGAAACCAUGAAUUAUUGAGUCACCUCAUCUUCUAUUGCCAAGUGUGCUGUAUGACUAAUGAGUUUUGGGUGCAGUAAUAGUUUAUGGUGUUCGUAUCUCCUUAAUGUUAAGGGAAAUGCUACGACGAAGGAGAUGCACAUAUGAAAGCAAUGACUAACUUCCCAAAUGCAAUGGGUUGGGGCCAGGUUGGCGAUUCAAUGGUCAUGGCCAGUGUUAAGAAUCGAUCACUGAUGUUUGAGAAUGCCUCUUUGUUUGAGUUUUUUCGUAUAUGUAAUAUAUAUGUACGUAACCGUUAUCAUUCUUUAGACAAGAAUUUAACAGUUUGAAAUGAGUUCACAAAUCAAUUUCUAUCUUACUGCAUCAA